Messenger RNA from Corylus avellana, 1452 nucleotides. Its product is annotated as translocator assembly/maintenance protein. The record is from RefSeq and is a predicted model, not a curated record. NCBI's taxonomy places the organism in Eukaryota, Viridiplantae, Streptophyta, Magnoliopsida, Fagales, Betulaceae. Gene Ontology annotation, cellular component: mitochondrion. Gene Ontology annotation, biological process: CDP-diacylglycerol biosynthetic process; cardiolipin biosynthetic process. Gene Ontology annotation, molecular function: phosphatidate cytidylyltransferase activity.
CCUCCUCGCCAAACUUCAGUAAAUUAGACCCGAAUAACCGUGUAAAAAUUCCUUAGGGUUACUUUUCAAAAACAAGAGGGACUACUUCACUUUGCAGUUCAGCUGUUUGAAAAAUUUCCUCUUCAGAAUUGCUAGUGUCAAUAUGGACAAAGCGGAGCUUGAGAGCUUUCUAAAGGUUCUUCCUCCUGUAGACUUUUGCUGCGUCUACGGUUCAGCUCUUCAUCCAAACAAUCAUGAAAAGUCAACCAUGGUAGAUUACAUUCUUGGUGUAUCGGAUCCUGAGCAAUGGCAUUCUCAGAAUCUAAAAAUGAACAAAAGGCACUAUGCUUCAUGGCUGGCGCACCUUGGCGGGGCGAGAAUGAUUACUCAAAUUGCUGAUGAAAUCGGUGUUGGAGUACACUUCAACCCUUUUGUUAGUUGGAAUGACAAGAUGUUCAAAUAUGGGAUUGUUCGGAUGCAUGACUUGGUUCAAGACAUACUGAAUUGGGAGAGAUUCUACUUGAGUGGUCGUUUACAAAAACCGGUCCAUAUACUUGUGGAUAAUCUGGAUCUAGAAAAUGUAAACUCUUCUAAUUUGAGGGCUGCAAUCUCUGCUGCCCUCCUCCUUCUGCCACCAAAAUUCACUGAGGAAGAUUUGUAUGCCAAAAUAUGUAGCCUCUCAUAUAUGGGUGAUUUGCGUAUGCUUUUUGCAGAGGACAAAAAUAAGGUGAAGAAGAUUGUACAAGGGCAAUUUGAUUUAUUCCAGUCCAGGUAUAAGUCAUUUCUUGAAGAGUACGAGGCUAAAGAGUUGUUGAGACUCACGUCAUAUGGAAGUCGCCAAACAAAUAUUUCCCAGGAUUGUGGCUUAUCCGUAGCUCGGCAUCUUGUUAAUACCCUUCCUCCAAUGGUCAGAAGCCAAAUGGGCAUGAAGCUAGGAGAGAAGACAAAGCUGAGUGACUCUGGUCAAGUUAUACAUGAAGUUUUGAUUGGCUCGAGAGAUGAGGCUGCAAAAUGCAUGCAGAAGGUUCUGAGGCAAAAGGUCUUGGUUUCAAGUGCAAGGCAGGCUGUCUCUGGGCUACUAACCGCUGGUGGUGUAAAUGCUGUUAGAUAUCUUGCUAACAAAAUGUGCAAGGCUUGGAAAUCCUUGAGAUGAGACUUCACCUCUAUUUUUUGAAAGAAAAAGAAAAAAUUGUGUAACUCAGUUUUGAACCGGUACUAGUUCUGGCAGGCUAAACCUUUGAGUUACACUCUAAGCCUAUUCCUUUGUUGCUGCCCCUUUGCAAACUUUAUAAUGGAGUUAUGAUGUUGUGGUCACCGUCAGCAUGAGAUUUCACCCCAACAACUCCAAAUGGGCUUGCCUGGAUGUGCUGAUCAACUUGUUUGUCAAAAAAACAAUGUAUUUGUUAAAUAAAGAGUAAUGUUAUUCUUUACACUCUUUUACACCGGCUUAUAUGAUAUGUUUUAAGUGACUCA